Molecule: messenger RNA, 6279 nt
Organism: Synchiropus splendidus (mandarinfish)
Lineage: Eukaryota; Metazoa; Chordata; Actinopteri; Syngnathiformes; Callionymidae
Gene: myo7ba
Product: unconventional myosin-VIIa
Cellular component (GO): myosin complex; cytoskeleton
Molecular function (GO): protein binding; cytoskeletal motor activity; ATP binding
Source: RefSeq, a predicted model, not a curated record
AUCAGGCCCAUGCACCCCACCUCUGUCAAGGGUGUGGAUGACAUGAUAAGGCUGGGCGACCUGAACGAGGCCGGCCUGCUGAGGAACCUCCUGGUGCGGCACAAGGAGGGCAUCAUCUAUACAUACACAGGCUCCAUCCUGGUGGCAGUGAACCCAUACCAGCUGCUGCCCAUCUACACCACGGAGCAUGUUCACAAGUACACCGACCGCCGACUGGGAGAACUGCCACCUCACGUCUUUGCACUCGCGGACAGCUGCUUUUUCAACAUGCGUCGCAACAAGAAGAACCAAUGCUGCAUUAUCAGUGGCGAGUCUGGAGCAGGAAAGACUGAAAGCACCAAGCUCAUGUUGCAGUUCCUGGCUGCAGUUAGUGGACAGCGCUCGUGGAUCGGCCAGCAGAUUCUGGAAGCCAACCCCAUCUUAGAAGCUUUCGGCAAUGCCAAAACUGUCCGCAAUGACAACUCCAGUCGCUUUGGGAAGUACAUCGACAUCAAUUUCACCCAGGGAGGAGUCAUUGAUGGGGCUCGAAUUGAGCAGUAUUUGCUGGAGAAGUCCAGGGUGUGCCGCCAGGCCCCCGAGGAGAGGAACUACCAUAUCUUCUACUACAUGCUGAUGGGAAUGCCAGCAGAGCACAAAAAGAUCCUUUCUCUUGGAAAUGCUGCUGAAUACAACUACAUUACCAUGGGGAACAGUGUGGGCUGCGACGGCCGUGACGACGUGAAGGAGUAUGCCAACUUCCGUUCUGCCUUGAGGAUCCUCAUGUUCACUGAGAAUGAAACCUGGGAAAUAUUCAAACUUCUCGCUGCCAUCCUGCACAUUGGAAAUAUUGUUUUUGAAGGCACCAUUAUAAAUAACCUGGAGGCCUGUGACAUCAGAACCACGGCCAGCUUCAAAAUGGCUUGUCAGCUGUUAGAGGUGGAGUCUGAAAUGCUGGAGAAGAGCCUGACUGAGCACUACUUCUCCACGAGCAGAGAGAGCGUGACCAAGCGACUGACCUCAGCUCAGGCCGUGGACAGUAGAGACGCUUUUGUCAAGGCAAUCUACGGGCGCUUGUUCAUCUGGGUGGUGAACAAAAUCAACGCAGCUGUUUACAAGGAACCCGAGGAGCCCAGUCAGGACCGGCAGUCAAUCGGGCUUCUCGACAUCUUUGGCUUUGAGGACUUCACUAAAAACAGGUGGUGCACUAGUCUGUUUGAUGUCUGUCAGCGUGUAACAGUUUUUCUUCGCAGCUUUGAGCAGCUCUGCAUCAACUUCGCCAACGAGCAGCUGCAGCAGUUCUUUGUCAAGCAUGUUUUCAAGCUGGAGCAGGAAGAGUAUGCGCGCGAAAACAUCAACUGGACGCAGAUCGACUAUAAGGACAACCGAGACACCCUUGACGUCCUGGCCAACAAGCGCUUGAACAUUCUGGCUCUCAUCGAUGAGGAAAGCAACUUCCCCAAGGGCACGGAUGCCACCAUGAUCCAGAAGCUGAACCAGAACCACGGGAAAGGGAACAUUUAUAUUCCUCCUAAAAACUCCUAUGAGAUACAGUUUGGCAUCAACCACUUUGCUGGGGUUGUUUAUUACAACUCAACAGGUUUCCUUGAGAAAAACCGCGACGCCCUCAGCUCAGACCUGAUUCAGCUGGUGGAAACCUCGUCCAACAACCUCCUCAAGCAAGUCUUCCACAAAGAGGUGGCCUCCAGCUCCAGAGCCAACACCAACCCCAAGAUGAUCAUGACUAAAAACUUCAGCACUGUUCGGCAAGCCAGUGACGGGAAGAAGCCAGCGUCCACGUUGAGCGGCCAGUUCCGUCAGUCGCUGGACUCCCUGAUGAAAACCCUCAGAGCAUGUCAGCCCUAUUUCAUCCGCUGCAUCAAACCCAACGACUUCAAAAAACCUUUGCUCUUCGACAGAGACUUGUGCAUGCGUCAGCUGCGCUACUCUGGUAUGAUGGAGACGAUCCGCAUCCGCAAGUCUGGGUAUCCUGUACGAUACACCUUCGAUGAGUUCCUGGAGCGCUACAGGGUGCUGCUGAAAACAUACCGCUGCGACCCUAAAACGGAGAGUGCAGCCAAGUGCUGUGAGAGCAUCUGCACGUUUGUGCUCCACGGAAAGGGCGACUGGAAGACGGGGAAGACAAAGAUAUUCCUGAAGGACUCGCAUGACACGCUGCUCGAGCUGGAGCGAAUGAAAGAGUUGAACCAGAAAGCUCUUUUGAUUCAGAAAGUGCUCAGAGGCUAUGCUCAUAGGAAAAGGUUCCUGAGGAAAAGGGAAGCUGCUGUUAUCAUCCAGAAGAACUGGAGAGGGUACAAAGGCAAACAGCAGUACAGAAGGAUGCAGCUGGGCUUCGCCCGGCUUCAGGCAAAGAUCCGGUCUCGGCAGCUUCAACUGCACUACAUGAGGCAACGUGAAGCGGCCAUCCUGCUGCAGGCGCAUGUCAGAGGAUACCUGGCGAGAAAGAGGAGGAGAGAUAUGAUGACCAACAAAAGAGUAGGGAUCUUUCAUGACGUGGAGGAUCAUGAUACCUUGCGAGAGGUGCUGUCACGGCGGCAGGAAAGAGUGUCUCUCUCAGAACAUAUGGACAAUCCGUCACAGAUGGUGGAUAGCUUCUUUGAUUUCCUGCCGACAAUUGCUGCGGGACAGGAGGGGCCGCCUUCCGUGGGAUCCGAGAGUGUGGACACCAACAGGCUUUUCCCUGUGGAGAUCGACAUUGAUGACCUUCCAAUGGAAGAAGGUCUCCCAGAAGAAGACUACGAUGACUUGGAUGACUACUCUUUCUCCAAAUUUGCUGCUGUGCACUUCCAGUCCAGAGCCACUGCGACACACAUUCGUCAACAGCUUCAUCAGCCGCUUCUUCACCACGAGGACCAAGAGGAUGUGACGGCUUCUCUGACAGUGUGGUGGGUGAUUUUGCGAUUCAUGGGAGACCUUCCUGAACCAAACAAACCAACCAACAACGAUCCACGCUUGCGAGGCCAGAUGUCCAGCUCUGUCACAAGUGGUGGAGGACCUACCUUGGACAGACCCCUCUCAGUCAUGGAAAAGCUGCACAUCAUUGUGGGAUACGGCAUCAUUAGACGAGACCUGAGGGACGAGAUCUACUGUCAGAUCUGCAAGCAGCUGCAAGAAAACAAGAAUCGCAACAGCUACUUCCGCGGUUGGAUCCUGCUCUCCCUCUGUUUGGGCAUUUUCCCCCCCAGUAAAGACUUCAUGAGGUAUCUGCAGAGCUUCAUCCGCUCUGCUCCCGGAGACUACUCCGCCUAUUGUGCUGACCGGCUGCGUCGCACGGUGACGAACGGGGUGAGGGGGGAACCUCCGUCCUGGGUGGAGCUGCAGGCAGCCAAAACAAAGAAGCCCAUAGUUUUGACUGUGACGCUGAUGGAUGGUCGCUCCUUUAACCUGUCUGCUGACUCAGCAUCUACCUCCAGAGAGCUCUGCAAAGCUCUGGCCAAGAAGGCGCAACUGGAAGAUGUUUUUGGAUUCUCUCUCUAUGUGUCUCUGUAUGACAAGGUUUGGGUUCUGGGCAGCAGUCGGGAGCACGUGCUGGAUGCCAUCUCCCAGUGUGAGCAGGAGGUCAAGAGGAAAGGCGGACAGGAGCAACAUGCUCCGUGGCAACUUUUAUUCCGCAAGGAGAUCUUCACACCGUGGCAUGACUGCAGUGAAGACGGCGUCAGCACCGACCUCAUCUACAGACAGAUCAUCAAAGGCCUGGCGCGAGGAGAGUUCCAAACAGAGAAGGAGGACGAUCUGGUGCAGCAUGCUGCAAAGCAUUUGUACGUUCAGCACGGCUCAGACAGCCAGCCUCAGAAUGUGAAGGAGGUGGCACAUGAGUGCAUCCAGCCCUGGCUCCUGGAAGCCAAGUCUGAGAGCAAGUGGGUGAAAAUGAUCAGCGCCGCUCAUGCUCAGGGGUCGUAUUUAACUACCAGGCAAAGUGCUGACUCGGUGAAAGCAGAGAUGGUUGAGUACGCUCGCAAGAAGUGGCCCAUGUUGUUCUCCAGGUUCUUCGAGGUCCUCAAGGUUUCUGGACCGAUGGUGCCCAAGAACAAGUUCAUUGUGGCUGUGAACUGGACUGGCAUCACAUUCCUGGAUGAGCGAGAGAAGCGACUCCUGGAGCUUUCAUUCGCCGAAGUGACCGGCGUGAACUCCACAAGGGACCUCAACGGUUCGGGUUACAUCGUGAGCCUGCUGACGCUGAAGGGAGAUUUCAUUCUGAGCAGCACCUCAGGCGAGGACCUGGCCGAGCUGGUGACCAUGUUCCUGAGCGGGCUGACCGAGCGCUCCCAGUACGCAGUGACCCUGAUAGAAGUCCCCCGCCGAGAUGACCCCACAUUUUUGAGCUUUAAGAAAGGAGAGCUGAUCCUAAUCGUCGACGACAAUGAGCUUUCUCAGAAACGGGGUUGGCUCAAGGGUCAGAGUGACAGCACGGGACAGAAGGGAGCCGUCUCUGCCGAGGCCAUCCUGAUCCUGCCAACGCUCUCCAGACCCUCGAAGGAGAUUCUGAAACUCAUCAACCUCUCCCCGAACCAGAGGAAAAACAUAGUUCUUGCAAAUCAGAGAGAGACAGGAACGAUGGACAGGAUGGCUGCGGCGACACUAAGAGAAUACUCCCUCGAGUACUUCAGGCAGCCUACUAUGGAUGUGAACCGCCAGGUGAUGUCCAGAAACGCUCCUCCAGAAAAGCUGUGGGAGAUGUCCCGCGAGCCCAUCCGACUGCCCCUCCUCAAAAAACUAGCUGGGAACUCUGAUCUCAGUCAACAGGCUUGCUUGGCCUUUAUUGCGAUUUUGAAGUACAUGGGCGACUACCCCACCAAGCAGCUCCAGGACCCUCUUGAACUCACCGACCAAAUCUUUGGGCCUGCCACACAAAAUGAGGCCCUGAGGGACGAGAUCUACUGUCAGAUCAUCAAGCAGAUGACCAGCAACACUAGCAAGUUCAGCAUGGAACACGGCUGGCAGCUGCUGUGGCUUUGCUGCGGCCUCUUUCCUCCGAGUCAGCCGCUUCUCAAACACACGCAGAAAUUCCUGGAGACGCGGCGGCGGGAGGCUCUGGCGGCUAACUGUUUGCAGCGACUGAAGAGCUCAGUGAGGACUGAGCCCCGAAAGCUGCCGCCACACCAGGUGGAAGUGGAGGCCAUUCAGCAGAGCAGCACCAAGAUCUUCCACAAGUUCUUCUUCCCCAACAACACAGACGAGGUGUUUGAGGUUUCAAGCAACACCAGGAUCAAAGACCUGAUUCAGAACAUUUCCAGCAAACUCAAACUGUCCUCAGCAGACGGCUUCAGCCUUUUUGUCAAAGUCCACGACAAGCUCCUUAGCUUGAGUGAUACCCUCUACUUCUUUGAUGGGCUGCGACAAAUCACAGACUGGUCCAGCAGGUCCAAGCGGAACCAGGAUGGUGGGCAAAUCAGCACACAGUACCUUGUGUUUUUCAUGAGGAAGUUGUGGUAUAAUGUGAUCCCUGGCAGAGACCCAGAAGCCGAUCGUAUCUUCCAUUUCCCUCAGGAGCUGCCCAAGUACCUGAGUGGCUACCAUCUCACCACCAAGGAGGAUGUCGUAACCCUUGCUGCACUGCUAUUGCGAGUCAAAGUGAAGAACGACAAAAGCCAGUUGGUCUUGAUACCAAAGCUGCUGAAAGAGCUUGUGCCCGAAGACCAACUGAAGGCGUUCUCUGAAAAUGAGUGGAAGAAGAGCAUCACCGUCUCCUUCAACAAACAGGGCAAUAUGACGGCUGAAGGGGCCAAGGUGGCUUUUCUGAAGGCCAUCUUCCGCUGGCCAACUUCUGGCAGCGCGUUCUUCAGAGUCAAGCAAACGUCAGAGCCGAACUUUCCCGACAUCGUCAGGAUUUACAUUAACAAGAACGGAAUGACGGUCCUGCACCCCAAAACAAAGGACGUGCUGGUGAGUUACCCCUUCAACCACAUCGCUAACUGGAGCAGCGGCAGCACCUACUUCCAUAUGACUCUGGGCAGUUUGGUGAAGGGCAGCAAAUUCCUGUGUGAGACUUCUCAGGGCUACAAGAUGGACGACCUUUUGACCUCCUACGUCAACAUGUACAGAGAGAGAAAAGCGACACAAGGCCACCAGAACGCCUUCAACUGAACUCACUUCUCUGUAAUCUCUUGAAUGAAUAUUUAUUCUACAUCUAGUUCUGCUUAAACAAUCUUCUACUUCUUUAUCCAAUCUUUGACUGCUACUACAAAUGAAGCAUAAUCCUUGUCAGACUUAACCUUUUGGAAGCCGACAUGGCGUCAUCCUCCAGGUUACUGUAUUGAGAUGUUAUUCACACAAUUAAAUUCA